AUGGCAUUCGACGUCAACUUUCUGGCGCCCAGCCAAGUUGGGCGGAUGCCGGUGCCAACGGCCGCGAGGCUCAGCAGCUUCUGGCUUUGCAUGGGUCUUUGCUUCAACAUCUUCAUUCUGAGCCACCUGGGCUGGGAGGCAAGCUCGGGGUUCAUGCAAGGCUUCGUUUUGGAGUACAUGCUGAGCUUCGACAAUUUAUUCGUUUUCCAUUUGAUUUUUGCCUACUACUGUACUCCAGAGGCACUGGUUUAUCGUGCUCUCUACUUCGGCAUUGUGGGGGCAAUCGCCUUCCGUGUUCUUCUGAUUACAUUGGGUUACUCUCUGGUGAAUACCGGGGUUUUUUUUGGUCAAGUUCGGCUUCGGCGCUUUGCUCAUCUACAGCGGCUGGAAGACAGCAGCGGAUGA
This is a messenger RNA of Durusdinium trenchii, 405 nucleotides long. The record is from the annotation of a GenBank genome assembly. NCBI's taxonomy places the organism in Eukaryota, Dinophyceae, Suessiales, Symbiodiniaceae.